Melitaea cinxia (Glanville fritillary) is the source of this 2997-nucleotide messenger RNA. It is a transcript of the gene wtrw, whose product is annotated as transient receptor potential channel pyrexia. The transcript has a single exon. NCBI's taxonomy places the organism in Eukaryota, Metazoa, Arthropoda, Insecta, Lepidoptera, Nymphalidae. The coding region runs from base 37 to 2751 and encodes 904 amino acids. Gene Ontology annotation, cellular component: membrane. The record is from RefSeq and is a predicted model, not a curated record. Gene Ontology annotation, biological process: transmembrane transport; monoatomic ion transport. Gene Ontology annotation, molecular function: protein binding; monoatomic ion channel activity.
CUCGAUGAGGAGUCCCUCGAAAGGGCCUUCCCAUCCAUGGGUCACCUUGAGUAUGUCCUCGCCGGGUCAUCACCCCCGGCAGAAAGCGCCCCCAACAUGUACGACAGCUUCGAAGAACCCCCGCUGGACCUAACUGCGCAUAUAUGCUCGGACUCGCUACGUCAGAGCGCUUACGAACAAAUGCGAGCAGUCGGUGGACGACUGAGACUUCUUGACGAAUUGGAAUCGGGCGUAAUUACAAUUGAUACUGCCGUUAAUACAUUCGCAACAGCAUCGGAAGCCGAAAGGAAUGUUUGCUUAUUUUGGGCCGCCUUUCUCAAGUAUGAUUAUUUUUUACAACCUCUCGUUGAAGCCGGCGCUGAUCCCUUAUAUUUCGACGCGCUCGGUUUGUCUCCUCUACACGCGGCCGCAUUUAGCGGCUCGACGGAGUGCGCCAAUUACUUGCUGUCUUGCGGAGCGGAUCCUAAUUAUAUGCCGAGAUGCUUCGUACCGCUUCAUUGUGCUGCAUUCGGGAAUUCUGUACAAGUGGCUAAUUUACUGAUUAAACAUGGCGCAUCUGUACAUGCGGCUGUGAAAUAUAUAAAUUGUGAAGGUGGCCUAUUACACUGCGCCGUUCGAGCUAAUUCUGUAGAUUGUUUAAAACUUUUCAUAUCACAUGGGGUCGACGUCAAUCAAAUUGAGCCUGGUGGCACAAACGCCAUCCACCUUGCCGCAGAUCUUGGAAUGAUUCAGUGCCUCGCAAUAUUGUUGGAAACACCUGGAGCCGAUCCUAAUGUAAGAACAAGAGUGGGUGACCGAGAAUCGACAGCACUACAUUUAGCAGCUGACGGUGGUUUUGUCGAAUGUGUGGAUUUACUUCUAAGUAAAGGUGCAGACGCCAGCUUAAAAAACCAUCGAGGAUUUACUGCCUUACAUCUUGCAGCGCGCUCUGCGAGUCUAGAAUGUGUGGAGUCAUUACUCCGGAAAGGAAAUGCUGAACCGAACUCAAUGGAUUUCGAUAAAAGAACGCCUCUUCACGCCGCUAUUGGCAAGUCAGACAGUGCUUGUGACAUCAUCGAAACGUUGAUAAGUUGGGGAGCAAAUGUCAAUCAAAAGGAUGAGUAUGGUUUCACGCCAUUGCACUUAGCUGCACUUGACGGUCUCUCUGCUUGCGUUGAGACAUUAAUUUACCACGGUGCUGAUGUAACGACGCGGUCUAAAAAAGGAAACUCAGCGCUUAAUGUAAUCGCCAGAAAGACACCCGCAUCACUUGCGAUGGUAACGAGGAAACUGGACUGCGCAAUCACAUUACACCACUCACAAACGAGCAACCGAGAAGUUGAACUUGAACUCGAUUUCCGCAGCAUACUUCAGCAUUGCUAUCCGCGAGAAAUAAGUUAUCUUAACACAUUUGUAGAUGAAGGUCAAAAAGAAGUACUUCUACACCCUCUAUGUUCUGCGUUUCUUUAUAUUAAAUGGGAGAAAAUACGCAAAUACUACGUAGCUCGUUUAUUUUUAAGCUUUAUAUUCGUUCUUUGUUUGACACUUUAUGUAUUAACCGCACUUGCACACAAUUGUUAUAAUGGAAGCAAAGAUAUGGAAGAGACGAUUCAAGAACAGGAGCUAUGUCAAAAACAGUCCAUACUCGGAGAUUUACUUAGGAAAAAUCCAUUCGUAAUAGAAAUGCAAUGGUGGGUGCUUGCUGGUAUAACAAUUUUUGAGAUAUUCAGAAAGGUAUACGGCAUCGCAGGCUAUUCUACCGUUAAACAGUAUUUAAUGCAAUCAGAAAACAUUAUUGAGUGGUUUGUUAUAGUGAGCGUGUUUUUGAUAUCCUAUAUUUACACAAAUAUAACAUACACGUGGCAGAAUCACGUGGGAGCCUUCGCAGUUCUCGCUGGUUGGACAAAUUUAAUGAUGAUGAUCGGUCAGCUACCAGUUUUUGGGACGUACGUCGCUAUGUAUCAGAAAGUACAGAAGGAAUUCGCAAAACUACUAAUGGCUUAUUCCUGCAUCCUCAUCGGGUUCACGAUAAGUUUCUGCGUAAUAUUUCCCGAUUCGUCAUCGUUCGCUAAUCCCUUUAUGGGUUUCAUAACAGUUUUAACGAUGAUGAUAGGAGAACUCAAUUUAGAUUUAUUAUUAAAUGAACCAGAUGGAAACGACCCACCGGUGUUGUUGGAAUUCUCUGCACAAAUAACAUACGUCCUUUUUCUUAUGUUCGUUACAGUCGUGCUUAUGAAUUUACUUGUAGGUAUCGCAGUUCACGACAUACAAGGAUUAAGAAAAACCGCCGGCCUCUCUAAGCUCGUCAGACAAACGAAACUGAUCUCUUACAUGGAACUGGCAUUGUUCAACGGUUAUUUGCCCAAGUGCCUUUUGAAAAUUUUACAUUCUUCCGCUCUCGUAUCGCCACAAGCGUACAGAGUAGUUCUUAGUGUAAAACCAUUGAAUCCAAGUGAGAAACGUUUACCGAGAGAUAUUAUGAUGGCAGCGUACGACAUAGCGAAAAUGAGGAAACAAUAUGGUCACACAAUAUCUUCGAAUGGAUCAACUACAGGGGCGUAUUCGUGUUUCAAAAAGUAUGAAAAUAACAACGAUUCUGGCUACCGGGAAUAUGGAUAUUCAUCAGGUCUUGGCAAUCUUCAAGCGAGAUUGGAUGAAACGUCAGAAAAUGUUCGUCAGCUAACGCAAGAGGUUAAGGAAUUGAAAAAGCUUAUAAAUGCACAACAGCUUGUAAUACAACAGGCACUGGCUGGCGCGAUAGAUAACCGUUGAUGAUAUAAUGGAUCGUUUAUAUUUCAAUGCCAACGGUACAAGUCAAUAAACUAUGGGGAAAGGUAAUUGUUUAUUUACGUUUAGAACCGUGAACGAUCAAGAACUUAAACGGAUUUUUUUCGAUUUUGAAUGUUUUUAAAAAUUAUGUUUAUAAAAAACGAUGAACUGUGAUCGGAAAUGAAAUAGUGCGUAAGGAUUUUGUGAUAUAAUUUAUCAUGAGAAUAAAUUUAUUUUUCAUAAUGUGUA